AUGGAUAGCUACGUAAGGAACAGCUCGCACUUUCCACCGGCUAACGACGAUUGGGAGAAACUGGACGACCGUGAAUUGGUCGUGGCAAUGGCAGUUUACAUUUCUCUGCUGUCUGUUUCCGGUUUUGUGGGAAACAUCUUGGUGAUUGUUUCGGUGGCUAUAUCGCCAAGGUUGAGGACCACAUCCUACGCCUUCAUCGUCAAUCUCAGCGUGGCGGAUUUAGCGGUGAACGUCCUAUCCAUCCCGCUAGUCGUACGGUCGUUCUUGGAGUACGGCUGGCCGCAUGACCCGCUGUGGUGCCGCUGGGUUUGCUACCUGUUCCUGAUGGGGAUCGGCGUGUCGCUCUUCACGCUCACCGCUGUCGCUGCCAGUCGAUACUGCCUGGUGGCCUACCCGAGGAGGAUCUACAACAGGUGCUGCGGCAUGAAAGCUGCAGGGUUGAUCGUCGCCAACAACUGGUUCCUGUCCCUCCUGUUGGCUCUGAUCCACCACUGGGGCAACUUUGAUGGGAUCCGCUACAUUCCGUCCGUCCGGUUCUGCUUCCUGGACGCCUUCGAUGGCGUGUCGUACUGGUACGUUUCCGUUGCUGUCGUUUGCAUAGUCUGCUUCAUACUGAUCCCCCUCCUGUACUGCAUGACCUUCCGUACUCUCUACGUCAGCCAGAGGCGGUUGCACGCGGCUCGCAGGCGCAACGCAUUCGCCAGGCACCGCAGGCAGAUCCUGCACCCAGCCGAAAUCAAACUCACCAAAAUGCUGGCCGUCAUUUUCCUGAUACUCCUCUUCUGCUGGACGCCCAUCUGGGUGACGCACUUCGUGGACACCAGUCCGCACUUCCAGAGACUUGGAGUCAUGCUUGUGCUGACCAAUUCUUCAGUCAACCCUUUCGUGUACGCGUGGCUAAAUGAACACUUCAAACGCGCAUUUAAACGCAUUUUGCUUUGUCGGAGACGCCACCGAGCUCGAGUUAAGCCUCUGAUACUUUGA
Molecule: messenger RNA, 984 nt
Organism: Patiria miniata (bat star)
Lineage: Eukaryota; Metazoa; Echinodermata; Asteroidea; Valvatida; Asterinidae
Product: melatonin receptor type 1B-like
Exons: 1
Coding region: 1-984 (327 amino acids)
Biological process (GO): G protein-coupled receptor signaling pathway
Cellular component (GO): membrane
Molecular function (GO): G protein-coupled receptor activity
Source: RefSeq, a predicted model, not a curated record